AUGGAGGCCAGUCCCACCAGUCUCAAGAGGCUGAAGUUUGGGAAGCUGAAGGUGGUCCGUCGGCGCUUGCUGCAGAGGUACGAGCACCAGCCCUUCAUCUCCUGCCUGGCUGGUUUCUACAGCUGCCGCUGGAAGCGGUACCAGCGCGAGAGGGCUGAGCCCGGGAAGUGCUGCUGCAGCAUGCGGGAAUGCAUGUUUUUCCCAUUGCUCAUUGCAGCUUUCUGCUUUUCUCUGGUCUUUCUGUACACGUGGGGUGAAGGUAAAAAUGACUACAAUAGCUUUGACUGGUAUAACUAUGGGAAUCUGGGCUUCUGGUUUCUCUGGUCUCUUGUUAUCCUGAUUGUGGCUGCACUCUUGUUCACAUAUAUCUCACUGUUACUGGUCCUCGCGAUGUGUUUGCUUGCAGAAGGUCAGCAACUGUACCUGCACUGGAGUCACAAGAUUGGUACUUUUCUUGUCUUGGGCUUCUCUAUCUCGUCCCUCUUCGCAUUGUCUAUACUCUGGCGAGAUCAUGGGAAAACUGUCCGCCUCUCAUUCCAGGUCACUGCUCCUUAUCUCCACAUAGGGGCAAUUGCCAUUAUGGUCCUUCUUGCCUGGCCUGUGGCUCUUCAUGCCCUCAGAGCAGAUAAGAAAGUUACUCAGGUGAUAAUUAUUGGUCCAUACCUGGCUAUCCUUCUCUUUCUUUUCUUGAUACCUCUGGGGAUGUACUCUCCUUGCAUCAGAGAGAUGGGAACGCUUGGACCAAAACCAGCCCUCAUUGGACACCGUGGAGCACCAAUGCUGGCACCAGAAAACACUGAGAUGUCAUUUCUGAAGACGAUUGAGCAUGGUGGGGAUGGUCUUGAAACAGAUGUCACCAUAAGCUAUGAUGGGGUUCCUUUCCUCAUGCAUGAUGACACCUUGAGAAGGACAACUAACAUCCAAGAGGUCUACCCUAAUGACACUGGUAAAGCAGCUUCAUUUUUCUCCUGGGAUGCUCUGCAGAAACUGAACGCUGGAAAGUGGUUCCUUAAGAACAAACCAUUUGUAGGGAUGGGCUCGCUGUCAAAGGCAGAUCAAAACCAGGCAAUGAAUCAGUCCAUUUACACGCUAAGUGGUUUUUUGCGCCUCGCAGACAGUCACAAUAAACUUGUGAUAUUUGAUCUCUACCGCCCUCCAGAGAAACAUCCUUACAGGAACUUGUGGCUCCGCAAAGUCCUGGAUGUCAUCCUCAAUGAGUCGAAGAUUAAACGCCAUCUGGUCCUGUGGCUGCAUAACAGCGUGAGGUCCUUUGUUCAAUCUGUUGCUCCUGGGUUUCAGCACACGAUGGGCAGAAAGGCACCAAUAGAAGACCUAUUAAAGCACAAUAUCGUCAAACUCAAUCUGGUCUAUACUGACAUGUCCAGUGAAGAUAUCCGGAAAUAUGCCGAGGCAAACAUCACCACCAACUUCUACGUGGUAAACGAGCCAUGGCUCUAUUCCCUGGCAUGGUGCUCUGGGGCACACUCUGUGACCACCAAUGCCGUCCACUUGCUGAAGGACCUCAGCCAGCCACUCUUCCUCAUGACUCCGCAGCAGUACAACAUCAUGUGGAUCCUGACAGAUCUGACCUCUGCAUUCCUCAUCUCACUCAUCUUUGCUCUGCACUGGUGGCGAGAGAAGAAUUUCUCCUGCUGUGCCCAGGACAAUAACCUGAUGAUAGAGAAUGGCACCUACAACAAAUUCAAGACAGAGCUCAGCGAUAUGCCUGCCGUGCUGGCCUGA
Molecule: messenger RNA, 1743 nt
Organism: Cinclus cinclus
Lineage: Eukaryota; Metazoa; Chordata; Aves; Passeriformes; Cinclidae
Gene: GDPD4
Product: glycerophosphodiester phosphodiesterase domain containing 4
Exons: 15
Coding region: 1-1743 (580 amino acids)
Biological process (GO): lipid metabolic process
Cellular component (GO): membrane
Molecular function (GO): glycerophosphodiester phosphodiesterase activity
Source: RefSeq, a predicted model, not a curated record